Messenger RNA from Cercopithifilaria johnstoni, 1257 nucleotides. The record is from the annotation of a GenBank genome assembly. NCBI's taxonomy places the organism in Eukaryota, Metazoa, Nematoda, Chromadorea, Rhabditida, Onchocercidae.
AUGAAUCAACAAUAUAAUUCAUUAAUGCCAAGGGAGCAAUGGUCCUCCUCGGCCGAUUUCAUAAUGUCCUGUAUCGGAUAUGCCAUUGGUCUUGGUAAUGUUUGGCGAUUCCCCUAUUUAUGCUAUCAAAAUGGUGGAGGAGCAUUUUUAAUACCCUAUGUGAUAUCUCUGAUAUUUUGUGGUGCACCACUUUUUAUAUUGGAGACAACAUGGGGUCAGCUAUUGAGCAUUGGUGGACUUGGGAUGUUUAAAAUUUGUCCGAUUUUCAAAGGUGUUGGAAUAGCAGCUGCAGUGAUGGCAUUUUGGCUUAACAUUUAUUACAUUGUAGUACUAAGUUGGGCAAUGUGCUAUCUGUGGGAAUCGAUUCGAUUGGAUGCAAAUGUCCCAUGGCGAAAUUGUGAUCAUCAAUGGAACACUCCCCGAUGUCGCAGUGAAUACGAACCAUUAAAUUGUGAUAAAAACAAAACAAUUGCGCAGUAUUUCAAUGUGCAGGUAUUAACAAAUGAACAUUUAAACGAAUAUCGUAAACAAUUCUUCGUUGGUCCAAAAUCAAAUUGGACAAUUUGUAGUAGUGAUGAUUUGGAUACACAAUCACCUGUCAAAGAAUAUUGGAAUUAUCAAGUACUUGGUAUCAGUUCGGGAAUUGAGGAACCUGGAGGAUUACGUUGGGAUCUCGCUUUCUUUUUACUAAUCGCUUGGACAAUAUGCUAUCUGUGUAUUUUUAAAGGUGUUCGAUGGACUGGAAAGAUCGUUUAUCUCACUGCAUCAUUUCCAUAUCUAAUGCUUGUUUGCUUGCUGAUACGUGGAUUAACAUUACCAGGCGCAAGUUUGGGACUUGAAUUCUACCUGAAACCAGAUUUUGAGAAGCUUCUAGAGAGUAAAGUAUGGGUGGAUGCUGUCACACAAGUUUUCUUUUCAUAUGGCCUUGGUCUAGGCGCUCUUGUUGCACUCGGUAGUUACAAUUCGUAUCAUAAUAACAUCUACAGGCAGGCAUUAACAAUUUGCUUUGUAAAUAGUGCUACAAGCGUUUUUGCUGGCUUCGUUAUCUUUUCAUUUAUUGGCUUUAUGGCUGUUGAACAAGGCAAACCCGUUAACGAGGUAGCACAAUCUGGUCCAGGUCUCCUUUUUCUGGCUUAUCCAUCCGGAAUCCUACAACUACCAUAUACAAAUGUUUGGUCAAUUCUCUUCUUUACAAUGGUUUUAUUCUUGGGCAUUGAUUCACAAGAAAGUUUUUAUAACAUUUUUAAUUCAAUUUAA